AUGACUGCCGACGAGACAGUACUAGUCGCCCAGUUCGCCAGGCUGUGUGCCGAGAGGGGUUUAUUGCAGGAUCGUGACGAUGUGAAAGAGGGCGAUCGCCUGGAUGGCGUCGCGGACGAGACAACUCUGCUGCGCUUUCUGCAGGCCAAACGAAUGGACCUCUCGAGCGCCCUCUGCCAGUUUGAAGAAGCAGCCCAUUUCCGCCGUGAGAAGGAUGCGCUCCGAGUAUAUGACUGGAUCAGUGUUGAUGAUUUUGAAGACACUCGCAGACUGAUUCCACACUGGACGGGUCGUCGAGGCAACCAGGGAUGGCCCAUCGUAAUGAUUGAAACAGUCCAUCUUGACCAAAAGGCAGUUGCACACUGGCGUCAGACACGAGAGCUGUCGGGCCAUAGGGGUUCACCGGACAUGGCGCAGCGAGCACUAGUGCAUUUCGAUUAUCUGACUCGGUUUGUCUUUCCACUGUGCUCCGCAUUGCGAGAUCGACCGCUGCCAUCGGAGCCGGUCACGAAGGCGAUCUACCUGGUAGAGGGAUCGUCUAUCUGUCUGCGCCAGGCGUGGAAUCUCCGAGAUUUUGCGCAGGAUCUUAGCUGGAUCCUGGCCACUUGCUAUCCAGAAACGAUCGAUCGGAUAUUCAUCUGUAAUCCUCCGUCGUACUUCGCCCAGAUCUGGAGUCUCAUGAAGAACUUUGUCGACCCGGUGACGGCAGAGAAGAUUGUCGUGUUGAACUCAAAGGAUGUCUAUGGCACCCUUAACAAGUACAUCCAUCAUGACGAUAUUCCCGCCCAGUUUGGGGGCGCAUUUCAGUUCACCACCGGGAUGCUGCCGAACCUGUGCCCCGUCACUCGUCAAGCGUUACGCUGGGCCCCUCCGUUCAAUGGGACGUUGCCUCCGGGCCCGAUCAAGUGGACGCAAGAUGCUCGUGGCCAAUUAAAAGCAGUGGCUACUGGAACGGUCGGUGGUGUAGAGAGAGAAUUGGAUGUUGCCACGUUGGAUGUUGAGGAAGAGAAAUGA
Molecule: messenger RNA, 1014 nt
Organism: Aspergillus pseudoviridinutans
Lineage: Eukaryota; Fungi; Ascomycota; Eurotiomycetes; Eurotiales; Aspergillaceae
Product: CRAL-TRIO domain-containing protein
Exons: 4
Coding region: 1-1014 (337 amino acids)
Source: RefSeq, a predicted model, not a curated record